Molecule: messenger RNA, 1236 nt
Organism: Gambusia affinis (western mosquitofish)
Lineage: Eukaryota; Metazoa; Chordata; Actinopteri; Cyprinodontiformes; Poeciliidae
Product: nephrin-like
Exons: 10
Coding region: 1-1077 (358 amino acids)
Molecular function (GO): protein binding
Source: RefSeq, a predicted model, not a curated record
AUGGUAUGUGUCAACCAAUCAGUGAUUGACAUUUUCCAUGUGUAUGACUUGCUUCAGCUGAGUGUCAGCUUCCACGUGUCAGCUGAUGCGGGCUUCUCUCACCCAGAUCCACCUUCGUCAUUUAGUCUAGUCAGUGUUACCCAUGACUCCGUCACUCUAGAGUGGAUCCCUGGCUUUAAUGGGGGUUUGCAGCAGAGAUAUCGCAUACGAUACAUCUGGGACCAGUCUGUCAGCUUCCUGUAUGUAGAUGUCGUUCCCCCUGAUACAACAACCUUCACCGUUACCGGUCUGCAGUCGCAGACCACCUACAACUUCUCAGUUAAUGCCCUAAACUCCAUAGGAGAGAGUGGCUAUGCUGACGACGGUGCAGUACUGACCAUCACCACUGAGGUGAAGAAAGAUAUAGAAGAGGAUCAACCGGAUGAUAAAACACAGCCUCCGAGUGGCCUGCCAACCCAUUUGACUGUGGCCUUCACAGUGGUGUUCGGAGUCCUGCUGGUGUUGAAUUCGCUGGGCUGUUUCUUUGGGCGGAAGUGGAAAAACAGGCGUGACAAAACAAAGGCAGAAAGGGACAGUGUGGUGAAUGGACAGAAGAGUGAAGAGGAUGUGUCAAGUCAAUCAACCAGCAACUCCAAUAAGUACGAGAGCAGAGAAAAAAUCAACACCGGAGCCCAACGCACCCUCCUCGUUGACACUGGAUCUGAAACAGAGAGCAACGUCUACGAGAGCUACACAGCGUUUCAGGAAGAGUCCCAUUAUUAUUAUCCUACUGGUGACUAUAAACCCUACCAUGGUCCACAUCCUGAGGACAGACGUGGCCUUGGUGGCGUUCCUGUGAACUUUGAAAGCCAUUUGUAUGAAGACGUGAGUGACAGAAGAGUGUGUCAGGACACACUGGCUUCCUCUCUUCCUGCCUACCGUCCACUUUUCUCUGAUCACAGACUGAACCGGCAAGCAGAGGACUGGAGGUCACCAACCGACCCUCAGGGUAUCAAGAGAGACGAGCAGUUCAUGAAUAAUCAACAACCAGAGCGGGAUUAUGAUCUACCCUUCGAGUUGCGAGGAGAAUUAGUCUAGAUUGAAACAAUGAUAUCAAUUAAAUAAUUUGACUCAACAGUAGUAAAUUGCUGUAAAAAAGUAUAUACUCUUGUCCUUUUUGUUUUCUAGAACUUGGUUUAAAUUAUAUUGAAUGAUUAGAUUAGGAGCAAAAAUAAAUGUCAGUUUUUCAACUUUAAA